AUGGCAAUCAAAUCAGAAACUUCAAGAACUAUCCUUGUCACCGGUGGUGCCGGAUACAUAGGCUCUUUCACCGUUCUCGACCUUUUAAACUCGGGCUUCGAGGUCGUCGUUGUCGACAACCUAAGGAAUGCCUCAAAGAAUGUCUUCGACCGAAUCCGCCGCCUGGCUGGAAAAUCAUCAAAAUUCUACGAGGUCGAUGUUACAGAUCAGUCAGCGCUGGAUGCAGUGUUUGUUGAGAAUCCUGGAAUCGAGGCUGUGAUCCAUUUCGCGGCCCUCAAGGCCGUGGCGGAGAGUCGGAUCAUUCCUCUGGAGUAUUACCACAAUAACGUUGGAGGGACCAUUAGCCUGCUGAGAUGCAUGGAGAGACAUGGCGUCCAUCAACUCAUCUACAGCUCCAGUGCGACGGUGUAUGGUGACGCUACCCGGUUCGAAGGCAUGAUUCCCAUUCCCGAGGAAUGCCCCCUCGACGCUGUUCAACCCUACGGUCGAACAAAAAUCACCAGCGAACGAAUCAUCGCCGAUUCCUGCGAAGCAAAUCCACAUCUCCGGGCUGGAUUGCUGCGUUACUUCAAUCCCGUGGGCGCACAUCCAUCCGGUCUCAUAGGUGAGGACCCAAAGGGUAUUCCAAACAAUUUGCUUCCACUGAUCGCCCAAGUGGCGAUUGGUAAACGAGAAAAACUCACAGUCUUCGGUAACGAUUUUGACACCCCCGAUGGCACUCCUAUUCGUGAUUAUCUUCACGUUGGUGAUCUUGCCGCUGGCCAUUUGUCUGCGCUUGAGAAAAUCCGACAAUUCCCUCCCGCGGACAGAUGUCGAGUGUGGAAUCUCGGCACCGGACAAGGUGCGACCGUCUUGCAGGUCAUUCACGCGUUCGAGGCCGCUACUGGUCUCAAGAUACCAUACGAGAUAGGUGGGCGAAGGCAGGGUGAUGUCUUGAAUUUGACGGCCAAAGUGGACAGAGCAGAGAAGGAGUUGAAUUGGAAGGCAAAGAAGACUCUGGAGGAGGCAUGUAAGGAUUUAUGGAAAUGGUGA
This is a messenger RNA of Rhinocladiella mackenziei CBS 650.93, 1032 nucleotides long. RefSeq names its product UDP-glucose 4-epimerase GalE. The coding region runs from base 1 to 1032 and encodes 343 amino acids. The transcript is spliced from 4 exons. Lineage: Eukaryota; Fungi; Ascomycota; Eurotiomycetes; Chaetothyriales; Herpotrichiellaceae. Gene Ontology annotation, cellular component: cytosol. Gene Ontology annotation, molecular function: UDP-glucose 4-epimerase activity. The record is from RefSeq and is a predicted model, not a curated record. Gene Ontology annotation, biological process: beta-D-galactose catabolic process via UDP-galactose, Leloir pathway.